Molecule: messenger RNA, 486 nt
Organism: Hirsutella rhossiliensis
Lineage: Eukaryota; Fungi; Ascomycota; Sordariomycetes; Hypocreales; Ophiocordycipitaceae
Product: ATP synthase subunit C domain-containing protein
Exons: 6
Coding region: 1-486 (161 amino acids)
Biological process (GO): proton transmembrane transport
Cellular component (GO): proton-transporting V-type ATPase, V0 domain
Molecular function (GO): proton-transporting ATPase activity, rotational mechanism
Source: RefSeq, a predicted model, not a curated record
AUGGAGUCAGAGCUAUCUCCCAAGUUCGCCCCCUUUGUCGGCAUGGCCGGCAUUGCGGCCGCCAUGGUUUUCGGAUCCAUCGGCGCCGCCUACGGCACCGCGAAAUCCGGCAUCGGCAUUGCGGGCGUGGGCACCUUCCGGCCGGACCUCAUCAUGAAGUGCCUGAUCCCCGUCGUCAUGUCCGGCAUCAUCGCCGUCUACUCGCUCGUCAUCUCGGUCCUCAUCGCCCAGGAUCUGUCCCCGCCGGGCAACGAAAGCUACUCGCUGUUCUCGGGAUUCAUGCAUCUCGCGUGUGGAACGGCGGUCGGCAUGACGGGUCUUGCGGCAGGCUACUGCAUCGGCAUUGUCGGUGACACUGGCGUCCGUGCUUUUAUGCAGCAGUCUAGGAUCUUUGUCGGCAUGGUCCUUAUUCUGAUUUUCGGCGAAGUGCUGGGACUCUACGGCCUUAUUGUCGCCCUCCUCCUCAACUCGAAAAGUAAGGGCUGA